AUGUCACCUCGGACUUAUAUUGGUCCAUUUGGGAGGAUUCUGCCUCUUCCUGAGGGUUCUGAACCAGAACAACAGCUUCGUGAUGCAGUCGAGGAUCGCACAGAGCCUCGCCUUCCUCAACCUGAGUUAAACUUUGGUAGCGACACAACAAUAGGCCCGAGUGAUCCGACGAGUAUACCAACCUCGCCACUUCCUCCCUCUCAAGAUUCCGAUACUCCUCGACCGAACGCUCAUCAAGGGUCAGGCGACUCAAGGCAGUAUCCGCUUGGAACAAUCAUGCCUCCACAAGGCUCAUUUCAGGAAGCAUCCAAUAUUGCUUUUGGUUCACAUCCGUCUAGCAUGAUGCAGGGUGAUAGCCAUCUGUAUUCUCCAUAUUCAAAUCUAGACCUCAAUUCUCGAGGCUCGGUUCCCCUCAGAUCGCCAUUUUACCUAUCUCCCCAGCAACUUCCGCAGGGGACUUCCUUCCAGCAUGGGCCAGCAUUCGCCCAGCACUCCGAGAUACCAGCACAAGCUUCUUCGCAUUUCACUUCGCAUUAUGCUCAACCUGUAUCACCCCCGUACCAGAUUUCGAAGCGAGAGCCCGAUGAACGCGCCUUUACUAGUGCUACCUUGAAGGAGGCUUCCCCAUCGCAAGUUUCACCAAACGAAGUAAAGCCGAUGCCGAGGGUCAUGCGAGAAGAGAUUCGCCCUGAUCAAGGCCCGGUAUGGGUCUACGAGGACGGUACCACCUGCCCGAAGCUCAUCAACGGCGAGCUCGUGAACGCGGACUGGGGCGUAACAAAGGCCGGCAAACCUCGAAAGCGUCUUGCUAUUGCCUGUACCUCAUGUCGUGAGAAAAAAAUCAAAUGUGAUCCGGCAGAGCCAAAGUGUGCCCAAUGCAAAAAACUUGGCAGAGACUGCAAAUACUCGACUGUACCUCGUCAUCCACACAUCAGAUCAGAGUCCCCUUCUUACAAGUCCCAGGCGCACACUAAGUUCGUGAACGGCAAGACCGAUUCGAAGCCAUUUGACGAUCAUUACGAAGGAAAAGAUCUUCCCUGGAGUGGCAAAGUGGAGAGCCUCACGCCUCAGCACAAGCCCAUUACCGUGCCAGCUGUAGACGAGGGUCGGCAGAGCCUCAAAUUCGCAGAUCUCAGCCCUUCUAUAAAAAAGCGCAAGCUUUCCCCGCCGACAUGCCUUCAAGAUUUGCCAGAUGAUAGUAAAGGCCCCGACAUCUGCAACAAGGCGACUGGAGGAGCGUCCCCAUUUACCUACAGCCAGACGGUCAGUCGUUCUGAGCUUUGUACUGGUGACUUUGGCGGCAGCAUUGAAACAUGGUUCUUGAAUCACUACCUAGAACUUUUCUUCACCAAUGUUGGUAUUCAUAGCAAGCCUUAUCUCAACCAAGUAGUAUUCAUGGAAUGGCUCAAUACAGAUGAGGCCAAAUUACCCAGGUCUCUCAUCUUCGUCCACGCCAUUUUGGCGGUAGGGACAACGUUCUCGAAAAAAGAAGAACACAAAGCACAUGGAAAGUAUUUCAGCGAGGUCACUAAGAGGGCUCUGAGCAAUCCUCAAGACGACGAUUGCUCCCUGCUCUCGCAGACUCGCCUGUUCCUCGCGCUGUAUUAUAUGGCGUCGGCUGAUUGUAGUGAAGCUUGGAGCUUGGCAGCGUCUAGUCUACGUGUCAGUAUAAAAUCAGAAAUGACCAAAGAACACGCGCAGGGCAUUGGAUGA
Messenger RNA from Bacidia gigantensis, 1713 nucleotides. RefSeq lists its product as uncharacterized. Gene Ontology annotation, molecular function: zinc ion binding; DNA-binding transcription factor activity, RNA polymerase II-specific. Bases 1 to 1713 code for a protein of 570 amino acids. Gene Ontology annotation, biological process: regulation of DNA-templated transcription. The record is from RefSeq and is a predicted model, not a curated record. Gene Ontology annotation, cellular component: nucleus. The transcript has 3 exons. NCBI's taxonomy places the organism in Eukaryota, Fungi, Ascomycota, Lecanoromycetes, Lecanorales, Ramalinaceae.